UGCGCAUUUCCGUUCCCGUCACGUCACUUCUGGAUGUCAAUAUGCGGCUCGGUGCGGCGCUGGGAGACGGAGCCUGCACGGGGAAGAUGUAAACCGAGCGAGCACCGAACAGCAGCACGAACCGAGCACACGCACCGAGCGUCACCUCCAGGGGACCCCGCGCCGCGCCGCUCCUCGGGGCCGACACACGGAGCCGCGCACACGGACACCGACCUGCUCCGCGGACCGUCUGCGGACACAGCAGCCAUCUUUUGUGCGAGAAUGUACGGGGCGACACGGCGGGCCUGCUCGGGCUCCGGCCGGGGCCGGGGCCGGAGCCUGCUGAUGCUGACAACCGCGCUGCUGCUGUCGGUGGCCGGGCUGCUCACCGGGCUGCCCGGCGGCACCGAGGCGAAGGAAUGCGACAAACCGUGCAUGAACGGACAGUGCAACCCCGCCACCGGCAGCUGUGUCUGCUUCCCCGGCUGGGUCGGGGACCAAUGCCAGCACUGCGGAGGGCGAUUCAGGUUGACGGGGCCCUCUGGUUAUCUGACUGACGGUCCAGGAAACUACAAGUACAAGACCAAGUGCACCUGGCUGAUCGAGGGACAGCCCAACACCAUACUCCGAUUAAGAUUCAACCACUUUGCCACUGAGUGCAGCUGGGACCACCUGUACGUCUACGACGGAGACUCCAUCUACGCUCCCCUCCUCGCUGCUUUCAGUGGUCUAAUUGUUCCUGAGCGUUACGGGAACGAGACGGUUCCUGAGGUGGUGUCUCAGUCCGGCUACGCCCUGCUGCACUUCUUCAGCGAUGCCGCUUACAACCUGACCGGCUUCAACAUUUCCUACAGGGUGAACACAUGUCCCAACAACUGCUCCGGCCGUGGCGAGUGUCGCGUGGGGAAUUCCACCGGUUCGGUGUACUGCGAGUGCGAGGCCAACUGGAAAGGGGAAGCCUGUGACGUCCCCUACUGCCUGGCUGACUGCGGCUCCCCCGAACGAGGUCACUGCCAGGGCAAGUCCUGCGUCUGCAAGACCGGAUGGCAAGGUCCAGACUGCUCCGUCUCAGUGCCUGCCAACUCCUCCUUCUGGAGUCGGGAGGAGUACACCCAGGCCGGACUAACCAGGGCUUCCCACAAGGCCGUGGUGGAGCAGGGCAUCAUGUGGGUCAUUGGAGGCUACGUCUUCAACGCCUCUGACUAUCACAUGGUCAAAGCGUAUAACCUCGGUAACAAGAGCUGGCUGAGCCUCGACCCGUCCGUCAACACUGUCACACCACGAUAUGGCCACUCACUGGCUCUGCAUGAGGGGAAGAUCUACAUGUACGGAGGAAAGAUCGACUCCACUGGAAACGUGUCCAGCCAGCUGUGGGUUUUCCACAUCCAGAACCAGACCUGGGUCCUCCUGAGCCCCCGGGCCAAGGAGCAGUACGCUGUGGUGGGACACUCGGCCCACAUUGUCCCUCCCGUCCAGGAGGGGGCCAGUCCCAUCAUGCUGGUUCUGUUCGGACACUGUCCUCUGUACGGUUACAUCAGCCAGGUGCAGGAGUACAACAUCGCCAAGAACACGUGGAACAUGGUGUCCACAGACGGGGCUCUGGUCCAGGGCGGAUACGGACACAGCAGUGUUUUCGACCCCGGAACCAGAGCCAUCUACAUCCACGGUGGCUACAAGGCCUUCAGUGCCAACAAGUAUGGCCUGGCUGGAGACCUGUACAAGUUCGACGUGGACAAGAGGAAAUGGACUGUUCUGAGAGACAGCGGCUUCUUCCGUUACCUCCACACAGCGGUGAUAGUGAGCGGGACGAUGCUGGUGUUCGGAGGAAACACCCACAACGACACAUCAAUGAGCAACGGUGCCAAGUGCUUCUCCUCAGACUUCCUGGCCUACAGUCUGGCAUGCGACGAGUGGACAGUGCUGCCUCGCCCGGACCUCUACCAUGACGUCAAUCGCUUCGGACACUCGGCAGUAUUCCACGACAGUGUGAUGUACGUGUUCGGCGGCUUCAACAGCCUGCUGCUUAGUGACGUCCUCAUGUACACCUCGCCCAGCUGCUCGGCCUUCUCCAGCCCGGCCUCCUGCAACCAGGCCUGGCCCGGGAUCCAGUGCGUCUGGAACAGCAGCCAGGCGACCUGCCUGCCCUGGGAGAGCAACGCUGUGGGAAGCGAACCGCAGCAGCUGUCGGCGUCCUGUAACACACGAUCAUACGCUGAUAACGAGAGGUGUGACCAGUACACGGACUGCUACAGCUGCACGGCCAACACCAACGGCUGCCAGUGGUGUUCAGGCCAGUGUGUGUCUCUGGGAAGCAACUGCACCUCUGCUGCGGGGUCCAUCGGGGAGUUCGAAGCUUGUCCCAAGGACAACCCGUCCUACGUGUGCAACAAGAAAACCAGCUGCAAGAGCUGCGCCGUGGACCAGAACUGUCAGUGGGAACCUCGCAACCAGGAAUGCAUCUCACUGCCGGAAAACGUGUGCGGUGAAAGUUGGCAUCUGGUGGGCAACUCCUGCCUCAAGUUCAUCACGGCAAAGGACUCGUACGACAACGCCAAGCUGGCCUGCAGGAGCCACAACGCCGUCCUGGCCUCGCUGACCACGCAGAAGAAGGUGGACUUUGUGCUGAAGGAGCUGCAGAUUAUGAGCGUGCUGUACAAAACCAUGGUGACGCCCUGGGUGGGACUCCGGAAAAUCAACGUGUCGUACUGGUGCUGGGAGGACAUGUCGCCCUUCACCAACACCACCCUGCAGUGGCUGCCCGGCGAGCCGAGUGACGCCGGGUUCUGCGGUUACCUGGCCGAGCCGGCGUCCAGCGGGCUGAAAGCACAGACCUGCAUCAACCCGGUGAACGGCAGCCUGUGUGAACGACCGGCCAAUCACAGCGCUAAGCAGUGCCGGACGCCGUGCGCCAUGAGAAGCACCUGCAGCGAGUGCACCAGCAGCAGCUCCGAGUGUAUGUGGUGCAGCAACAUGAAGCAGUGCGUCGACUCCAACGCCUACGUCGCCUCCUUCCCCUUCGGACAGUGCAUGGAGUGGUACACCAUGAACACAUGUCCACCGGAGAACUGCUCCGGGUACAGAACAUGUGGCCAGUGUCUGGACCAGCCGGGCUGCGGUUGGUGCACGGAUCCCAGUAACACGGGCAAAGGCCAAUGCAUCGAGGGCUCGUAUCGCGGGCCCUUCCAGACCUCCGUGCCGGCACCGUCCACCCUCCCCGGCCUGCCCGCCAGCCCCCAGCCGGCCCUCAAUGCCAGCAUGUGCCCCGGCGAGGCCAAAUAUAACUGGUCGUUCAUCCACUGCCCAGCUUGUCAGUGUAACGGUCACAGCCAGUGUGUCAACGACAGCGUGUGCGAGAAGUGCGAGGACCUGACGACCGGCCGACACUGCGAGAGCUGCAUCUCCGGCUUCUACGGAGAUCCCACCAACGGGGGCAACUGCCAGCCCUGCAAGUGUAACGGCCACGCCAGCAUGUGCAACCCCAACAACGGCAAGUGCUUCUGCACCACGAAAGGCAUCAAAGGAGAUCGCUGCCACCUGUGUGAAGUGGAGAAUCGUUACCAAGGCAACCCCCUCAAAGGAACAUGCUACUACACUCUCCUCAUCGACUACCAGUUCACCUUCAGCCUGUCGCAGGAGGACGACCGCUACUACACCGCCAUCAACUUCGUGGCCACACCUGAGGAGCCUAACCGGGAUCUCGACAUGUUUAUAAACGCCUCCAAGAACUUCAACCUGAACAUCACCUGGGCCACGAGCUUCACUGCAGGCACGCAGACCGGGGAGGAGAUCCCCAUCGUCUCUCGGAGCAACAUCAAGGAGUUCAAGGACAGCUUCUCCAACGAGAACUUUGACUUCCGCAACAACCCGAACAUAACAUUCUUUGUCUAUGUCAGCAACUUUACGUGGCCCAUUAAGAUCCAAAUCGCCUUCUCCCAGCACAGUAACUUCAUGGAUCUGGUGCAGUUCUUUGUCACGUUCUUCAGCUGCUUCCUGUCCCUCCUCCUGGUGGCCGCCGUGGUUUGGAAGAUCAAACAAAGCUGCUGGGCGUCACGGCGACGAGAGCAACUGCUUCGAGAGAUGCAGCAGAUGGCCAGCCGGCCUUUCGCCACCAUCAACGUCGCCUUGGAGACGGACGAGGAGCCACCGGACCUGAUAGGAGGAAACGUCAAGUCUGUCCCGAAGCCCAUCGCCCUCGAGCCCUGCUUUGGAAACAAAGCCGCCGUGCUCUCCAUCUUUGUGCGGUUACCCAGGGGCACCGGCGGCAUCCCACCUCCAGGACAGUCUGGUCUGGCAGUAGCCAGUGCGCUGGUGGACGUCUCUCAGCAGAUGUGCGUGGGCUACAAGGAGAAGUCCGGAGGCCUGAGGAACCGCAAACAGCAGCCCACCGCACAGCCCUCCACCUGUAUCUGACCACGCCCGCCCCACCGUCCUCUUCUACCACCCCGCCACCCGAUGCUCUCCCAUCAGCGCCCUCCCCGCCUCGGCCCCAUCCUUCAGAGACUUCUGCCAGCUCCGCUCUGGCAGGGAGAGGUGCAUGCUGGGACACAGAACUGUUAUAUUUUUGGUGCGGUGCCGAGUCGUCCGACUGGUCUGGAGGCACAGCGGGCUUCCCCUCCCUCUCCUCCUGCUGGAGCUCCGGGUUCCCCACGAACUGAACGACAGAAACUGGACACAAAGAGGGGGAGCGAGGGAGGGAGGGAGGGAGGGAGGGGGUGCUGACUUCACCCUUUCCUCUCGAAAAAAAGAAAAAAACAUUUCACAUUUGUCGACACCGCCUCGUUAGAGUCGAGGCGGCCACGGCUUGCUGCUAGAAGAGAUCCUCGUCUCGUAGUUUCUGAAAAAUCUUUGAGACUUUGCAACCCUCUAUAUUCUCCUUUUACUUAAGUUAUUGUUGUUCUUUGUUCUGUAUUGUUUUAUUUUGAAGGCAGGAACAAACUGGACAUGUUCAACUGCGCAUGCACACACACACACACACACACACACACACAGGUCCAAAAACUUUCCAGGCUCUUGUACCUAUUUGUAGCCCAUUGUCGCCUGCUGUCAUGUUCACAGCUCAGCACUGAGGGCCGGUGUCGCCGGAGUCCCGCGCAGUCCGGCCUCCGAGCGAGCUAACAGCAUGUUGAGUCUCCCUUUAAUGAGGAUCCGCUGCAGGAGGCCGGCCGUGCAGCCAAAGCCCAUCCACAGAGUCUGUGACAUUUCUAAUCGGCUCUGUGACUUCUGCCGCCAUCUCCUCUGUCUGGAGCUUUGUCUCCACCCGUCUCUCUCCCUCUCUCUCUCUCUCUCUCUCAGUGGCCUUCCCAGCGAGGAAACAAGACCACAGCAACAUCUCAUUCUGGCGGGCUGCAUUGUAAGCCAGCUCCAAUUGAAACUUUUCCAGCUAAUUCCUCAGCCAGUUGCAAUGAAAGCCAGUGACUGUGCACACACACAGGUGCUCACACGGGGAUCUCUCAGUCCGUGGUGUUUAACGAUUGUCCCUUUGGCAGCGCUGCACCCUGAGCUCAUGUCAAACAGGCCUUCCUAUAGAUCUCCUGACUCUGAUUGACUGAAGUGAUUAGGCUGAUCUGCGUGAGCGGAUCCGGGCGACGGUUCAGCAUCCUCUGUGAUCGUUGCCUAAGAAAUCCAUAGCGUCUAAUUGCUGCUCCUGUACCCCCCAAAAAAUGCAACACAUCUCCCCCUCAGAGCCAGAAAGCGCGUUGCUCCGUUCGAUGGCGACUGUUCCGUGUCCCUGAGCGAUCUACGGCUGCUCAAUUAGCUCCUGCAGCAGUGACGCCUGUGUUCAUAUUGAUGCAAUGCUAAUGCUCCGACAUUUAAACAGUACCGGGGACGACAGCUCUUAAGAAGAACACAAAGCACACACACACACACACACACACACAGACACUAGCAGUGUGAGCAGAAUUUAUUUCCUUAUUUGCACCUUUUCCUAAAUGGGACCUUUGAAUUGACGGCGUCUCAUGGAAGACCUCGGCUAUUGAUUCAGACGAGAAAGAAAAAGACAUGUUUUGCUUUUUCGGAAAAUUGUCUCUUGAAAGUCUCGUUGCCUCGGCUCUCGGGCUUACUCUGUUUUUGUGUCGGGUCGCUCUAAGCCAGUCCUUUUUUAUUUUUCCUUUUCAUAUCCGCUCUUACCUGCUCUUUCCACAGGUCUUAUCUGAAAUCACUGGUCCAUUUUUAAAGAAACGUUACUGCUUUUUGUCAACCAGGGGAAAAUGAGGGAAAACACACAGAGUGAAAAACACAAGAAAAGAAACACAGGAAGAAAAACUCUGCUCGUUUCUUUGAAACAUCAUUCUGUGCUUUGUAUGGGCGUCGAGGGGUCACGGCAACUUUAUUCAGAGCUGAAUAUUAGAGCUGGCUUUAAUUAAUGCACAUUGGUCAUCUGUGUAAAAUAUAAGUACGGCUGCAGGUCUCUGACUGACGGCAGCACCGAUAUAGAAAAUAUAUCUCCUGUCUCAGUGUUAUUAACUUGCCACCCUCUGAGAAGAACACUAAUAGAACGAUUUAAUAACUUGCAUUUGGCCCUAAAGAAUAUGUUGUAUUUAGUCGGGGGCCCUCACGUGUGUUCGGCAUACUGGAACUGCUCAGCGCCUCGUUAAAGGGCACACUUUUAGCACUGGGAAAAGGUCAGAGCGGAAAGCAUGAACGAAGUUGACAUUCUGUAAUUAUAGAGAGCUGGAUGUGCUCACAACUCCACUCUGUGACCCGGCGAGCUCUGCGAUGUUAAGGAGUCAGCUCUGUUCAGACUCUAAGCACUUCACUUCUCCUCGGUUUUGCUCUUUUCUCUUUUCUUUUUCUCACUCCUGCAGGCAGUUUGGCCUGUGGCUGGCAGAAUGAAGCACCUGGUUACAAAUUGCCAAAAAAAAAAAUCCUCCUUCUGAGUUCCCUAAAAUGUUUUCUUAACGUUUUAGUCCAUGUGAAAGCAGAGAGUGAGGACGGGCUGUCUCUGCCUCUUCUCCAGUGUUUCACUCUCUGUUCGUCAACACUACCAGCCUGUUUUGCAGGUAACCCCCAUCAUGCAGAGGUGCUGUUCAGUGCAUGCACUGAGCUGUACGUGUACCUGCAGCAUCAGCAUCAGCAGCAGCUCUGAGCUCAGACAGCGUCUCAUGAGAUGUAUAAUUCCCUCUCCAUUAAACAACACUACCUGUUCAUGACGCUCACUGUUAGAAGAUCACGUUAUUGCGUUCUCUGGUAACAAUAUUCAGCGACAAAAUGUAAAACCGCUGACUUCUUCAGUUGCAAAUUUUAAUUAGUUUCCCCACAAAGCAGAGAUCUCAUUUCUAUGAAUCUGUUCUUGGGCUGAUUCAGAUGUACUGUAGUAAUAUUUUUACACAGAAUGAAGAUUGUUUUCUUUUUGUAAAUGAAUGUAAAAUGAAAAUUCCCCCGUGCAGCCACGGUGGAUCUGUAAACUGGAGCUCGCUGGGCGUGGCGGCGCUCUGUAAGUCCCAGCAGCCUGCUGUCAUCAGUUCCUCUCUGGCCUGAGGUGACAGGGCGGUUCAGUGGUUAACACAGACAGCACAGUACCUGAGAGGUCACGGGUCACACCUUGUAAGAGCUGGUUUGGCCUUGCUGAAGAUGUAUCGAGAAAGACACUGGACUUGUAACGAAGGUGUGAGGCCUGUGACCUGCCUCGCAAAACAUUUCUGCUUGAUGGUUCACAGAAGCAGAUCCUGGGUCUGCGUUUAGUUUCUUCCUGAUCUAUUUUACGUUUCUUUGACAAACGACUAUUUAUUUGAUUUGGCCCGUCUGACCCAUUUCAAACUGCAAUACCAGCAGACCGAUGGAAAGGCGAAGUCUAUCAUCUGUAAACGCUGUUUGACCCAGAUCUGUUGUCAGCAGCCUCACACUGGGUUCCUACGCAUGUCUGCCGAGUCUCAGAGCAUCAAAUGUGAUUAGGAAUAUUAUGAAAAAAACAUCUGCAUUUUAUUUGAGCGGUUUCUCCACCUGGUCCACCCACGCACACGGUUAUUUAUUUUUGGCUGAUCUGACAUCUUUUCAGGUGCGUUCUUUUUUAAUUUGGUUCCACCUGUUCUGCAGAAUCACGUCUAUGAUGGGUCCAGCUGGACCAACAUGUUUCCAGAUUCAUUUGGUCUAAUUA
This is a messenger RNA of Larimichthys crocea (large yellow croaker), 8074 nucleotides long. It is a transcript of the gene atrn, whose product is annotated as attractin. The record is from RefSeq and is a predicted model, not a curated record. Gene Ontology annotation, molecular function: protein binding. NCBI's taxonomy places the organism in Eukaryota, Metazoa, Chordata, Actinopteri, Sciaenidae. Gene Ontology annotation, cellular component: Golgi apparatus. Bases 34 to 4389 code for a protein of 1451 amino acids. The transcript is spliced from 29 exons.